Messenger RNA from Fusarium vanettenii 77-13-4, 1140 nucleotides. RefSeq lists its product as uncharacterized. The coding region runs from base 1 to 1140 and encodes 379 amino acids. The record is from RefSeq and is a predicted model, not a curated record. NCBI's taxonomy places the organism in Eukaryota, Fungi, Ascomycota, Sordariomycetes, Hypocreales, Nectriaceae. The transcript has 3 exons.
AUGCGUUCAUUCGUUACUCAAGCCCUCCUGGCCUCGACCGCCGCUGCGGCCGCCAUCAGCGUUGGUCUGGAGUUCCCCGACAGCGUCCCCGCCAUCCACAGGCGCCAGGAGCCUGGCACCCCCCUGUAUGAUUGUCACGACAACUGUGGCAACCUGAUUACUCUUGGCCGUCAGGAAGGAUACUGCGAGAACCCGGAGUGGGACGAGAGAUACGACCUGUGCAUGCAAUGCUCCCUUACCUUUGACAUUUGGCAAUGGUACGGACGCAGCAUCACCGCUCUCGCCGAAGCCUGCGGUCUUACUCCCAAUCCCAGCCCAUCUGGCUGGACCCCCUCCACCUCCACGCUUUCUGAGGAGACUUCCGCCGUUCCUGGGGAGGUUCCUACUACCUCGGCUCCUGUCGAGGCUCCCACCACCACUUCUCCCGCCGAGGUUUCCGUCACCACUACUGUUCCCGAGGAGGUGCCUCCUACCACCUCUGCUGCUGCUGAGGAUUCCACCACUGCUCCUGAGGAGGUUUCUACCACCUCUGCUUCUGAGGAACCCACCUCUGUAUCCUCUGAGGAGACUACCACCGCUCCUGCAGAGGCGUCUGUCACGGCUUCAGAGGACGCCACCUCUGCUGCUGAGGAUUCCACCACUGCUUCUGCGGAGGCGUCCGCCACCUCAGAUAACGAGGAGACCACCUCUGUAGCCUCCGAGGGGACUACCACUGCUUCUUCGGAGGCGUCUAUCACGGCUUCAGAGGACGCCACUUCUGCGUCCGAGGAGACUACCACUGCUACGGAGGACACCACUUCUGCGUCCGAGACUACCACCAGUGGCUCUUCCCCUGCUUCCAGCUCCGCCGCACAUGAGGUAUCUGAGAGCACCAAGGUUCCUUCCAAGCCCACUGGGACUUCCGCCUCUCCUGAGAAGACUGAGACCUCUGCUUCAGGCUCAGCCAGCAAGUCUGCUGCCUCGAACGAGCAUCCCACCUACCCUUCCACCACCCUGACUUCUGUCGGAUCAGUUGGAACUGGUGGUGUUCCUGUACCUACUGCUUCCACCCCUUCCGUCAUCAUCAGCGCCGGUGCUAAGCAUUUCAGCUUCGACACUGCCAUCUUUGCCGUAGUGUUCGCCAUGCUCAACCUCUACUAA